CAGGAGCAGGAGCAGGACCAGGACCAAGACCAGGAUCAGGAUCAGGAUCAGGACAAGGACCAGGACCAGGGGAUGCCCAGGAACAGGAGAUGCCCUGGACCAGGACCGGGACUAGGGUCAGGACCAGGACCAGGAUCAGGAUCAGGAUCAGGAUCAGGACCAGGAGAUGCCCAGGGCCAGGACCAGGACCAGCACCAGGGGAUGCCCAGGACCACGAGAUGCACUGGACCAAGACGAGGACUAGGAGCAAGAUCAGGACCAGGAUCAGGAGAUGACCAGGACCGGGACCAGGACCAGGACCAGGACCAGGAGAUGACAGGGUCUGGGAGACGCGUUGUACCAGGACCAGGAUCAGGACCAGGAGAUGCCCAGGACCAGGAGAUGCCCUGGUCCACGACUAGGACCAGGACCAGGACUAGGACUAGGACUAGGAUCAGGACCAGGACCAGGACCACGAGAUGCCCUGGUCCAGGACCAGGACCAGGACCUGGACUAGGACCAGGACCAGGACUAGGACUAGAAUCAGGACCAGGACCAGGACCAGGACCGGGAGAUGACCAGGUCCGGGAGACGCAUUGUACCAGGACCAGGAUCAGGACCAGGAGAUGCCCAGGACCGGGAGAUGCCCUGGUCCAGGACCAGGACCAGGACUAGGACCAGGAUCAGGAUCAGGACCAGGAGAUGCCCAGGGCCAGGACCAGGACCAGCACCAGGGGAUGCCCAGGACCACGAGAUGCACUGGACCAAGACCAGGACUAGGAGCAGGACCAGGACCAGGACCAGGAGAUGCCCAGGACCAGGAGAUGCCCUGGUCCAGGACCAGGACCAGGACCAGGACCAGGACCAGGACCGGGACCAGGACCGGGACCGGGACUGGGACCGGGACCAGGACCAGGGGAUGGCCAGGACCAGGAGAUGCCCUGGACUAGGACUAGGACCAGGACCAGAGGAUGCCCAGGACCAAGAUCAGGAUCAGGACCAGGACCAGGACCAGGAGAUGCGUUGUACCAGGACCAUGAUCAUGACUAAGCUCAGGACCAGAACCCGGGGAUGCCCAGAACCAGGACCGGGCUGCAGAUGGGGGCUGCUCCAUCACCGGUGCCUCCCGCCCCGCAGCGGGUGCCCACGGGCUGGGUGUGCCGGUACCGGGGCGGUGCGGUUCCGGAACCGGGCUGUGCCGGUGUCGGUAUCGGGGCGGUGCCGGUAUCGGGGCGGUGCCGGUAUCGGGGCGGUGCAGUGCCGGUACCAGGGCUGUGCGGUGCAGGAGGUGCCGGUACCGGUGCGGGCGGUGCGGGCGGUGCCGGUACCGGUGCGGCGGCGGCCGGGAGGCCCGGGCCCGGGCCCGCCUCGCCGCUGA
Cygnus olor (mute swan) is the source of this 1357-nucleotide messenger RNA. Its product is annotated as serine/threonine-protein kinase prpf4B-like. The transcript has 3 exons. Bases 554 to 1357 code for a protein of 267 amino acids. The record is from RefSeq and is a predicted model, not a curated record. NCBI's taxonomy places the organism in Eukaryota, Metazoa, Chordata, Aves, Anseriformes, Anatidae.